Messenger RNA from Huiozyma naganishii CBS 8797, 1866 nucleotides. It is a transcript of the gene MPS3, whose product is annotated as Mps3p. Lineage: Eukaryota; Fungi; Ascomycota; Saccharomycetes; Saccharomycetales; Saccharomycetaceae. The coding region runs from base 1 to 1866 and encodes 621 amino acids. Gene Ontology annotation, cellular component: nuclear envelope; meiotic nuclear membrane microtubule tethering complex. The transcript has a single exon. Gene Ontology annotation, biological process: nuclear envelope organization. The record is from RefSeq and is a predicted model, not a curated record. Gene Ontology annotation, molecular function: protein-membrane adaptor activity.
AUGGGAAUUGGCGGCGGUAUGGACAGUGGCAGGUCUGUGCGGGAGAAGUACAGGGAUUUGCUGAUUGACCGGGUCAAUGGGCGGUGGUCCCCCCGAGAGGACGACGAUGACACGUACGAGAGGUUUAGAAUGUCGCUGGAUGCACAUGGGAGCGACGGGACCGUUGAAGAUGACGACGGUGAGGACGAGGAGGACCGGGAGUAUGUCGAUGAGUGUGGGUCCUAUGCGGAUGAGCAUGGGUCGUAUUUGGAUGACGAACUUUCAGAUGAGAGUGAGGAUCUAGGUGAUCGGAGUUUCAUACAGGACACGUCGCGGGUCCCCAGUGACACCUCUGAGUCUAUACUGAGUUUUGAAGAGAUUCCCCGUGGUUCUGGUGGUGGUCUGCGGAGGGUUUUGCUUGGGUUGUUCGUGCUGAUCUGUUUUGCGGUCGUGUUUGCCGCUGUCGCUGGGAACAGGGACGGCAGCGUUACUACUACUACACCGCCAGGGUCACUCCUGAACAUCCAGAAACAGAUCAACCACCUGUACAACGAGUUGCGGCGCAGCGACGAACGCCGUGGCUCAGAGUUCGACGACAAGCUUAAAGUGGUCGUGCAGCAGUUCGAGAAGAACAUCAAGAAACUGCUACCGGGGAACAUCCUCAACUUCCAGCACGAACUGGAUUCCUUACACGCUCGCAUCAACCAGCUGCGGAAUACUCCUCAGCCACAACCAGCUUUGUCCCUAGAGAAUAUCACUACUCUACAGACAAGACUCGUCGCAAAGUUGCAAGAGGACCUCCCGGGGGAGAUCCCGGUCAUGGUCAACAACGAGUCCAGCGUACUCGUCAUCCCUGAACUGCACAGUUACUUGGCGGGGAUGCUCAAGGAUAUUCUCCAGUACACGGAGACGGUCACGGCACCACCACUAGACUACGACCUGAACAACUACAUCAAGGAGGUUCUCACAAACGAGUUCCAGUACGUCGACAAGGGGUACUUCAUCGCUGAAUUGAACAGGACCCUCCAGGAGAACAAGCUCGAAAUCCUCCAGGAGCUCAAGAACCACUUGCAAAGGCAGUUACUCACACCUGGGGGUGGAUCCGCCUCCACACCGGCGGGCGGGCAGCAGUGCUCCACGAUUCUUUUGAAACGGCUCAUCAACGAGAUCUACGACGCCAAGCAGCAGAGCCCGGCAAACCAAUGCGACAGGGACGACCUCGACUUCGCUACGUACGCGCAGGGCACACGCCUGAUCAAGAGCCUCACCUCGCAGCCGUACCGCGCUGGGAACGCGCUCCCGGCUACAGAACUGCUCGCGGACGACAAAUGCGGUGGGUCCUCCACUUACUGGCAGUGCCAGCACGAUGCGGGCACAGGUGCACUCUGUUCCCUUGCCAUCAGGUUCAACAGACCACUGCAUCUCACGAGACUCUCGUACGUGCACGGCAGGCUCACCAACAACCUACACGUAAUGCACUCUGCGCCGAAACACGUUGCAGUGUACGUCAAGUUAGCGGACAAGAGGGACACGCGUGCGUUCGCUGCCACUGCGCACGAUCACAGCGCGGGGGAGCCACACCGGCGAGACAGCACGUACACGAGAAUCGGCAUUUACGAGUACGACCUCGCCAGCGCAGACACAGAACAGCAGUUUCCGCUGCCGGACUGGUUCAUCCAGGCGAAACCGCUCGUCAGAAGCGUCUUGUUCAGCGUCGAGGAGAACUACGGCAGCGAACACUACACCUCGCUCAAGAAGUUCAUCGUCAACGCAGUCACGGAGCGCGACCUACAAUUGUUCAAGGACAACGCACUACAACAACACCAGAGGCAGACCCCUCAACAGCACGACGUCCCAGCGUUCGGCCAAGACGAACCGGACUACUGA